AUGGGCGAUGACUGCGAGACGGAACUCGUAGAGGUCUUCGGGUUCAUUAGCAGUGGACGCGAGGAUGUGCGCAAAAUGGCUGUCCAGGGACUUGCACAACAGAGCAAAGACAACAAGGAGCUCUUUGCUCUCCUCGCAUCUUCUACGCACGGCCCCCGUUGCAUUGACGUCUUGCUCCAGUUUUUGCACGCGGGAAGCGUCGCCUUGUUGGGGGAUGUCUUGACUGUACUCAUCAACUGCGCCGCGGAUGGCACAUGCACGGAGGUUCUUGUGACCCAGAAGGUUGUGCGCAGGGCUAUGCGACUUAUUGACAGCGUUGAGGCCUCUGAUCAUCCCCAGUCGCUCCAGCGGGGGUUGGAGGAAAUGACGUUGAUGCUCCUAAGCAACCUGACGGCAAGUCACGUGAGCGCGGUAGAUGAUCUGUUGCAGGUGACUGAUGAAGAUCUUCGUGGAUUUUACUUGGGAAAGUUGCUGACAUAUUACACCCGAUUUACUGUUGACGAUGGUUGCAGUGUUGAGGUUGCUGUAGCUGGGGAGCAGCAGCAGGAAGAUGGGGGAGAUGACAACAAGAAACUUAGCGAGGGGGAUGCGGUUCGUAGUAACAGUGGCGGAAACAAGAGUGAGGAGUUGAACAAGACAGUUCCCCGUGACCUUCAGCGGUGGAUUUUGCAGAUCUUACUAAACGUCACGCGCGUAGCAGACGGACAGGAGCUUCUGCUGGAAGAUGACGACUGGUUAAUGGCUCUUUCAGACUGUCUUAGUUCCUUGAACCCGCGGCAUCGGUUGCUGGCAGCACAGUGUUUUCGCAACUGCAGUUUCCAGCGUGAGCGACACCCUGGGAUUCUGCGCAGCCGCUGCCUUCGUGUGUGUGUUGAGCGCCUGAGUGAUGGCGCUGAACACAUUGGGGAAAUCGAGAUGCUGCUCGCGGAAAUUACUGCGAAUCUCAUGCAAACCGAGGCGGGUAUUGGGCUACUAGAAGAGUUAAAUGCAAAGAAACAUCUUCAGGCAUCGGUAACUGCGGGUAAGGUUCAGGCUGACACCUGCAAAUUCCUUAACGAACAUGUGCUGCCGCUUCUGGACGAUAUCGUCGACGCCUACGUUAUGACUAGCGGUGAUGAACUCGACUAA
Messenger RNA from Trypanosoma brucei brucei TREU927, 1128 nucleotides. RefSeq lists its product as hypothetical. Bases 1 to 1128 code for a protein of 375 amino acids. The record is from RefSeq and is a predicted model, not a curated record. NCBI's taxonomy places the organism in Eukaryota, Euglenozoa, Kinetoplastea, Trypanosomatida, Trypanosomatidae. The transcript has a single exon.